AAAGCGUACAAAACACGCUCAAAGAAGACGUUCAGUGUCGCCAGCCUGUGGUGAAGUUGGCUUAUUACUAAUAUUUUCCGGAAGUAUUUUAUUAUUUGACAAGUAUAACUUGCAAAAUAUUAAUAUGGCGUCGAAUAUAGUUCGCGAUGUAACUCUUUGUGUUAUAGCUUUAAUAAACUUCGUUUUCGUAUUUGGUACCGGUGCAGAUUUCGUUCGUUUCAUUUCUUUUCGGGCCAUUUACCACAACAUCACGGGUGGCGCAUCGCUGUGUCAAGAUGCAGUGUCGUGGUCUGUGGUUUUGCGAGACGGUGCAGUUCUGAGGGCUCUGGGUGUAGAUUUAGCACUCUUAGCUUUUUUCAGUGCCCAGCACAGCGUGCUUGCCCGGGCACCAGUGAAAACAGCCUGCCAGGCUGUACUGGGGGUCCUACACCGGGCCUUGUACUGCUUUACUACAGCACUCGCACUGCAGGUGUUAAUGCACUGCUGGCAGCCUGUGACCAGCGCCCCCUGUCUUUGGUCAGUGCGCAAUGCACCUUGGGAUAUCUGGUUUCCCCUCAUUUGCUUUACGGUGCAUUUCCUAUGCUGGGCGGUCAUCUGCAGCAUCCUGCUCAUAUUUGACUACCCAGAGCUACUGGGCCUCAAACAGGUGUAUUAUGAGUGUUUAGGACUUGGUGAUCCACUCUCUCUGAAGUCGCCCCGAGCCCAGCGUCUUUACACCCAUCUGCGUCACCCUGUCUUUGUGGAGCUGCUGCUGGUACUCUGGCUAGUGCCCACACUGUCGCUGGACAGGUGUGUGCUGGCCACGUACCUGUCCCUCUACCUGGCUCUCGCACACACGCUGGACGACCAGGACUGUGCCUACCUCAACACACAGUUCCACAGCAAGCUGCAGCUCUUCUCUAAUCGACAAGGGGGCAGUACCCAGCCUAAUAACAACAAUGAUCACAAGCAGAACUGAACUAUGUGUCAUAUGCAGUGCAUUUUAUUCAAAUAGAAUUAGUUUCAUGUUUGUGAUAAUUAAUAGAGUAUAAAAUACUAUAUCAUUAUUUUUGAAAAUGUGGAGAAUGUGUUUUUACAGAUUAAGAGGUAUUUACAGAUGCCACAGAGGCUGAAGAAGUAUAUCAAGUGGUUCUUGAUUGUGUAAUAGAGGUCAAAGGUCAGUAGGACAGGUGAAAGGUUGUUAGAUGAUAACAACAAACAAUAAAAGCAACAAACAACAAAACAGCCACAGAGUACACAAACACAGUUGAUAUGGCUUAUAUUCUUACUUUACAUUAGCAUGGUUCAUAAAAGGCAUACGAUAUUCUACAAGGUGGCAAAAUUUCAUUUGAUAAUUUUAUACUUUCUUUACUUACUUUACUCUUGUAUUCUUAUUGCAGUGUUCCAGGCUUUUACGUUUUGAAGCGUUACUCAGGCAUUAGUAGGCCCAGAGGUGCUCUACCCACCGCAGUUGAAAAAGUUGAAAGAUGUCUAAUUCCCCCCAAUAAUCACAUAAUGGGAAAUGAUGAAUAACUUCUCCACUGGGACAUUUUCCUAAUGGUGGUGACCAUUUGCAGUAAAAAAGAUUGCAAGACUUAACACCUCUAGGGGGCAGCACAUCUAUUUGCAGUCUAUUGUAUAUCUAAACGUAUGUGUGCUCUUAUUUAGUAAAGCAUUUGAUUUCUACGUUCAUUGCA
Molecule: messenger RNA, 1676 nt
Organism: Electrophorus electricus (electric eel)
Lineage: Eukaryota; Metazoa; Chordata; Actinopteri; Gymnotiformes; Gymnotidae
Gene: nrm
Product: nurim
Cellular component (GO): nuclear membrane
Source: RefSeq, a predicted model, not a curated record